Entelurus aequoreus (snake pipefish) is the source of this 1221-nucleotide messenger RNA. RefSeq names its product chemokine (C motif) receptor 1a, duplicate 1 (gene xcr1a.1). Gene Ontology annotation, cellular component: membrane. The transcript has 2 exons. The record is from RefSeq and is a predicted model, not a curated record. The coding region runs from base 94 to 1083 and encodes 329 amino acids. Gene Ontology annotation, biological process: chemotaxis; G protein-coupled receptor signaling pathway; immune response. Gene Ontology annotation, molecular function: chemokine receptor activity. NCBI's taxonomy places the organism in Eukaryota, Metazoa, Chordata, Actinopteri, Syngnathiformes, Syngnathidae.
UACAAAUGCACUCUGUGGUAGUUUUUCUUUUUUUGACGGUCUGAGGAGUGAAGGUCGAACAACAUCAGAGCCAUAGAAGCGAUAGGCACAGCAAUGAAUAACUCUUCGUAUGACGUCGACUAUGAAGAUGGUAUAUGUGAAAAGGGUGAGGUGGUCCAAUUUGGAGCUGUGGUCAUUCCCGUUUUCUUCUCCAUCGUGAUCACGCUGAGCCUCGUGGGAAACAUCCUGGUCCUCGUGAUCCUGGCGUUGUACGAAAACAUCAGGGCCCUCAGCAACAUUUUCAUUCUCAAUCUGGCCCUGUCCGACCUGGUCUUCACCUGCGGCCUUCCUUUCUGGGCCGUGUACCACAUCUGGGGCUGGCUGAUCCACGAGAUCCUAUGCAAAGUGAUCACGUUUGUCUUCUUUAUCGGCUUCUACAGCAGCGUCCUCUUUCUGACCGCCAUGACCGUCUACAGGUAUCUGAUGGUGGUCCGCCCAAGGUCUGAACUGACACCACAGAACACAAGCGCCGGAGUCUUCGUAUCCAUCAUCCUGUGGAUCAUCAGCGUCGGAGCGUCCGUACCCUCGCUUCUCUUCAGCGCCGUGAUCCCAUUCCCCCACAAGGACCAUCACUUCCUGGGCUGUGAAUACGAGGACGACCUCUGGGAGACGGUCGGCGUUUGCCAACAGAACAUCUUCUUCUUAGUGGCGUUUGUGGUCAUAGCGUUCUGCUAUUGUAAGAUACUCGGGAGAAUCGCAAUAAGCAGAUCCCACACAAAGAGCCGAGCGGUUAAAUUAGUCUUCUGCACCGUGGCCAUGUUCUUCCUGGGCUGGGUGCCGUACAACGUGGUGAUCCUUCUCAGGCUUUUCAGUUACAAUCUAAUUCCGCCUUUUGAAGAAUGCGACGUUAGCAUACAGCUUGAUUACGCCUUCUACGUGUGCCGGCUCCUUGCCUUCUCCCACUGCUGCCUCAACCCGGUCUUUUACGCACUGUUGGGCGUCAAAUUCAGGGGUCAUCUGAAAACCAUGUUCAGACGAACGAGUCCGAGCGAGACGAGACAGCAGAGGGGGAAACAAACCCUGUCACAGGGGUCAAUGUAUUAGAUCGGGGGUGUCCAAACGUUUUCCACCGAGGACCAGACAUUUUCAUCAGCUUUCUGUUGUUAGUAGGGAUGCAUGAUAAACAGACAGAUAAUUAUCGUGCCAAUAUUAGGAAUCAUGACAUCACACUGGUAACAUAAA